Trifolium pratense (red clover) is the source of this 795-nucleotide messenger RNA. RefSeq lists its product as uncharacterized. Bases 1 to 795 code for a protein of 264 amino acids. NCBI's taxonomy places the organism in Eukaryota, Viridiplantae, Streptophyta, Magnoliopsida, Fabales, Fabaceae. The record is from RefSeq and is a predicted model, not a curated record. The transcript has a single exon. Gene Ontology annotation, molecular function: RNA-DNA hybrid ribonuclease activity; nucleic acid binding.
AUGGAAGCUUGGAACCAUAUGGGGCUGAAUCAUGUCAUACAACCCCGAGUGAACAGUUUCCAUAAUAUAAGUGCUUUAAUUUUUGAUAUUUGCAGGAAUGAGAACAAUCAAGUGGCUGGAAAAGUAGCAGUCAUACUUUGGUGUUUAUGGCAAAAUCGCAACAAUUGUGUGUGGAAUAACAGCAAAUUAAGUGCUCAACAAAUCGGUAUGCAAGCGGCACACUUUUGGCAUGAAUGGGCGACGGUUCAAGGCCUUCUUGGCGACCAACAACAGCAAGAACAGCAGCUGCUACAUGACAGAUCAGCAGAACAGAAGUGGCAGCCACCACCUUUGGGCUAUGUGAAAUGUAACGCUGACGCAAGCUUCUUCGAGACACAAGCAGCAACAGGUUGGGGAUGGUGUGCUAGAGACCAAAGAGGGCGAUUCUUACUCGCAGGAACCAAUAUCAUGCAAGCAAAACUCAAUACAAUGGAGGGAGAAGCCAUGGCCAUCAAGGAAGCAAUGAGUGAAAUGAUACAAAGAGGCUUCUCUCAUGUCAUAUUUGAAAGUGACUCUAAAGUUGUAGUUGAUGCUAUCUCUUCUAGUCAAGUAGGAAUUUCUGAAUUUAGUAUGUUGAUUUCAUAUAUUAAGUCGCUAUUAGUGUCGAAUCCUAACUUUGAGGUAAAGUUUGUAAAGCGACAAGCGAAUAUGGUUGCUCACUCCCUAGCUAGAGCGGCCUAUUCCAUGACUAGUCGCCGUAUUUUCGAGUUGAUUUCUCGUUGUAUUGAUCAUCUUUUGUUAAAUGAAAUGAAUUAA